Molecule: messenger RNA, 258 nt
Organism: Fulmarus glacialis (Northern fulmar)
Lineage: Eukaryota; Metazoa; Chordata; Aves; Procellariiformes; Procellariidae
Product: complexin-1-like
Exons: 2
Biological process (GO): regulation of neurotransmitter secretion; synaptic vesicle exocytosis; neurotransmitter transport
Cellular component (GO): terminal bouton; SNARE complex
Molecular function (GO): syntaxin binding
Source: RefSeq, a predicted model, not a curated record
GUCUGUCUAGCACUGUGCAAUUCUCUGAGGGCAAUCAGGAGAGGCUUCCUAAGGAAGCGUUAUGGGAUAAAGAAGAAGGAAGAAAAGGAAGCAGAGGCUCAGGCCGCACUGGAAGCUAACGCUGAAGGGAGUCUAACACGCCCAAAGAAGGCAAUCCCUCCUGGCUGUGGGGAUGAAGAGGAGGAAGAAGAAGAGAGCAUUCUAGACACAGUCAUCAAAUACCUACCAGGGCCCCUGCAGGACAUGUUCAAGAAGUAA